Messenger RNA from Callorhinchus milii (elephant shark), 576 nucleotides. Its product is annotated as flocculation protein FLO11-like. Lineage: Eukaryota; Metazoa; Chordata; Chondrichthyes; Chimaeriformes; Callorhinchidae. The record is from RefSeq and is a predicted model, not a curated record.
UCAUCAUCAGCUCCUCCCCCACCAUCAUCAUCAUCAUCAUCAGCUCCUCCCCCACCAUCAUCAUCAUCAUCAUCAGCUCCUCCCCCCUCCCCACCACCAUCAUCAUCAUCAUCAUCAUCAGCUCCUCCCCCAUCAUCAUCAUCAUCAUCAUCAUCAGCUCCUCCCCCCCCCACCACAUCAUCAUCAUCAGCUCCUCCCCCAUCAUCAUCAUCAUCAUCAUCAGCUCCUCCCCCACCAUCAUCAUCAUCAUCAUCAGCUCCUCCCCCACCACCAUCAUCAUCAUCAUCAGCUCCUCCCCCAUCAUCAUCAUCAUCAUCAGCUCCUCCCCCACCAUCAUCAUCAUUCAGCUCCUCCCCACCAUCAUCAUCAUCAUCAUCAUCAUCAGCUCCUCCCCCACCAUCAUCAUCAUCAUCAGCAGCUCCUCCCACCUCAUCAUCAUCAUCAGCUCCUCACCCACCACCAUCAUCAUCAUCAUCAUCAUCAGCUCCUCCACCAUCAUCAUCAUCAUCAUCAUCAUCAUCAGCUCCUCCCCCACCAUCAUCAUCAUCAUCAUCAUCAGCUCCUCCCCCACCAUCA